Molecule: messenger RNA, 111 nt
Organism: Fusarium pseudograminearum CS3096
Lineage: Eukaryota; Fungi; Ascomycota; Sordariomycetes; Hypocreales; Nectriaceae
Exons: 4
Coding region: 1-111 (36 amino acids)
Source: RefSeq, a predicted model, not a curated record
AUGGUUUCACUUUACGUGAUACAACCACCAUGGCAUCGAGACCCUGAGAAAGACUGGAGCGAAGCGAAGAGAGCUACCGACCAGACCGACAAGCCUGAAGGUCGUCUGUGA